AUGCCCAUAACUGAUCCAAUCAAAAGAAAAGAAUACACCAAACUAUCCAUGAAAAUAAAAAGAUGGAAAGAGCAGGGAAAGGAUAUUGGUGGUUUGUUAUACCAAAGAGAACAAUUGAUUGGUAUCACAUUGUCCAAAAUAACUCAACUUGAAAAUGUGAUACCGAGUGUGAUACUUAAAAAACGAGCGAACGGAGAAAACGAGUUAGACCCUAAUUUAAAUGUGAUACCUGAAAAUCAAAAAAAGGAUGUGAUACCGAACGAAACUGUUAAAAAUGUGAUACCCGUUAUUUCCAAAGUAAUUGCCAACUUUGGUUUAAGGCCUGGUUCAGAUGUGAUACCUUUAAAAAAUGUAACGCCCGAGUUAACCACAAAAAAAGUAGAACCCGAAUUAGUAGAAACCAUAAAACGGGUAGAACAAAAGCCCAAAACAAUUAAGAUUAGUCGCAUUAUUCCUGAUGAAUUUCUUGUUAAAAGCAAUGUCCCAAGAAAAAAUGGUAUAUGUUUGUGUUAA
Messenger RNA from Racocetra persica, 513 nucleotides. The record is from the annotation of a GenBank genome assembly. Lineage: Eukaryota; Fungi; Glomeromycota; Glomeromycetes; Diversisporales; Gigasporaceae.